This is a messenger RNA of Rotaria socialis, 288 nucleotides long. Lineage: Eukaryota; Metazoa; Rotifera; Eurotatoria; Philodinida; Philodinidae. The record is from the annotation of a GenBank genome assembly.
AUGGAAUAUCCUCUGGUUGGUUUACCUGAUAAACUCAAAUUAUGGUUGUGGGUGUGGGAGGAGGUACAAGAACGUUUAAAAUUAAAAAGAAAACUACAACGAAAUCGAACUUCAUUUACACAAGAACAAAUCGAUGCUUUAGAACAAGCGUUCAAUAGUUGGCACUAUCCAGAUGUAUAUGUACGUGAAAAAUUGGCGACUAAGAUUAGUCUACGGGAAGCUGGAAUACAAGUAUGGUUUUCGAAUCGUCGGGCAAAAUAUCGUCGCGAAGAUAAAGUGAAAGACUGA